GCCUUCUGUGUUUCUCUUUUGCGCCCACGCCCUCGUUUUCCUCUUCUAUGCCCUACCGGCGGACCAUCUCCCCCGCCACCUCUUUCCGCCGGAUCCGUCGCCCUCUACCUCUCUUAUCUAUUCUUUCACUUCCCGGGUCUUCCCGACAGAGCCACCUUUUCCCCCUUCCUCGCUCUUCCCACCCGCUCCACCACCGCCUUCUUGCUCGACUCUCUUCCUCCUCCUCCUCCCCCCCAAGCCAUCCGCUUUCUUCCAACCCCUCUCCCUCGAAUCCUUUACUUAGAUCUGAUGUAUUGUCCCUCCUAAAUCGCAUAUGAGUUAUUCUGUGCUGAGGCCUGAGUUUGUCUUUUCUUCGAACGCCUUGUGACCACAAGGAACUGACAUGGAAGGCGACCAAAAUGCUUCGACGGCUGAUUGCGCCGAAGCCGUCGACAUCGGUGGUAACGCUGAAGAAUGCCCGGUCAAGCAGAGAUGUCAGGAACAGAGGGAAGCACUUCCAGGAGAGCCCCGGUGUGUUAUUUGUGGUCGCUAUGGUGAGUACAUAUGUGAUCUCACUGAUGACGACAUAUGCAGCAUAGAAUGCAAAACAAUUCUUCUAUCUAGGCAUGAAAAAGCUCAUAAUCCAGCACCGAAACUCACUCAUCAUGUGAAGAUUCCUAUCAAGGACGAGUGCUUUUAUGUUAGAGAUAAUGAUAGAGGUGGGUCAGGAGGCGUAACCUCUAUUCAGAUUGACUCCUUGAGAAGCAAAAUUGGGCUUUGCGUAAAAGGAGUAAAAGGAGCAUCCAUUCCUGCCCCCGUGUUAUCCUUCUCUUCCUGUGAUCUUCCUGAAAAGCUCGAAAACAAUCUUGAAACUGCUGGCUAUGUGAUACCUACACCGAUCCAGAUGCAAGCCAUACCUGCAGCACUGGAUAACAGAAAUUUGCUUGUCUCUGCUGACACCGGGUCUGGAAAGACAGCUUCAUUUCUAGUUCCUGUAAUUUCUCGUUGCUCCGGAAUCCGAUUGCGGUGUGUCACCGAGCUGAGAAAUCCAUUGGCAAUGGUUCUUGCUCCCACCAGAGAGCUGUGUAUUCAGGUGGAGAAGGAAGCCAAGAUACUAGGAAAGGGUUUACCUUUUAAAACUGCUCUCGUGGUUGGUGGAGAUCCCUUGGCUGGGCAAGUCUAUCGAAUUCAAAAUGGUGUAGAAUUAAUUGUUGGCACCCCUGGAAGGCUGAUAGAUCUUUUAACCAAGCAUGAUAUUGAGCUCAACGAGGUAUCUGUUCUGGUUUUAGACGAGGUGGACUGCAUUAUGCAGAGAGGUUUCCGGGAUCAAGUGAUGCAAAUAGUUCAAGCUCUUUCACAGCCUCAAGUAUUGAUGUUCUCUGCAACUGUCUCUCGAGAGGUUGAGAGAAUGGCCAGCUCGAUAGCUAAGCAUAUAAUAUGUAUCUCUGCAGGGAACCCCAGCACACCCAGCAGCUCGGUGAAGCAGGUUAUCAUUUGGGUGGAAUCUAAGAAGAAGAAACAGAAGCUUUUUGAGAUACUAAUGAGCAAGCAGCACUUCAAACCACCUGUGGUAGUGUUUGUGGGUUCGAGACUAGGAGCGGAUCUUUUGUCCGAGGCAAUAUGUACUGCCACUGGAAUAAAAGCUCUUUCGAUUCAUGGCGAGAAGACAAUGAAGGAGAGGAGAGAAAGCUUGCAGCUGUUUUUAACAGGAGAGGUCUCCAUCCUCGUCUCGACAGGAGUUUUGGGACGCGGAGUGGACCUGUUAAAGGUACACCAAGUGAUAAUUUUUGACAUGCCGAAUUCGAUGGAGGAGUACGUUCAUCAGGUAGGAAGGGCAUCUAGAAUGGGAGAGGAGGGCACAGCAAUUUCCUUUGUGAAUGAGGAGGACAAGAAGCUAUUCCGGGAACUUGUCCAAAACCUGAAAUCCAUUGGAGCUGCUAUUCCAAGGGAGCUUGCUAAUUCAAAAUAUUUGGGUGCUUACCCAUCUAGCCAUCAAAAGAAGAGGAAAUUUGGUUCUUAAAUGUGCUUACCUUUUUUCACGACACGAAAGUGAAUAAUUGCAACUUGUGUGUAUGAUUCUAAUGGUGCUGACAGAAGAAAUGGUGCAUGUUGAUUGUAGAUUCACCUUUUCCUUUGUAGAUCUACUUAAUUUGUAUUCAUUUACUAGAUUUCUUGUACACAAAGUUGAAAGCAGCUUCUAUUUUGUUUGCAGAAAUUCUAUGUACAUCUAAGUCAGCAUUCCUUUGAUUUGUGAUACCUAGUGUUUUUUUUUCUUUCAAAUGAUAAGGGUUGUAGAUGGGAUUCGAGCCUAAUAUCUUACGAUAUAUUGCUAGGUUUUAUCAACUAAGAGUUAAAAGUUAGUUGGUAUAUUUAAAAAUGUCGGAAUAAGAUUUAAACCAAAAAUUUUUUAUAAGUAAAUCUAGAAUUAGCAUUUAAAAUAUAAAAUACAUCAGAUGAGAUUUUAAAUUUUUUAUAUAUUAUCAUCAUAUUAAUAUUUAAGAUGUAAAAAUAUAUUUUUAAUAAGUGAGUUUAUCAUACCAUCAUCAAAAUAACAUUUAAUGUAUAAAAUUUUAAAUACUUAAUUUUAAAAGGAAUUGAUAUACUAUUACUAAGGUAGAAAAUAUAAUAAGGGCAGAGACUGCAAGCUUUUCUUUCCCAUGUAACAUAGACUCUCCUUUCUUGAUUAGUUGCCUGUAGAGACCUACCCGCACUCACAUUGGAGCGAUCCACGAGUCUCCAAUGGGGCCCACCUAGUGGCAUGUGGGGCUCACACGAUUUGGUCCCCGUUCUGUGGCCAAGGAAGCGGGAAGAGGUGCACGUGUGGCAGGGUCAAAUCGCUGAGGACUCGGUCGGUCCCCACUCGGGGCAACUCGUACCGCUUCGACGUGUCCCUCGCUAUAUGACUCUGAUCCCCCGGACUCGGUCCCCACCCGGGUCAACUCGUUCACCCGUACAGCUUCUACGCGUUGCUAUGGUAAUUCGAUUAAAGGGAAAGUAUUUAACCCCUUGUUUUAAAGAUCGACCAGCAACUCAUUUGGGGUUUCCUUCCUUUCGUUGCAUAGGCCUCGUUUCCUUUCUCUCUCUUCCUCGAUUAGUAUCGAGAUAGCUCAGAGAGAUAAAGAUAUGGAAGGUCGACCGGGUUUCGCGGCUAACAGCUUGACCCGACCCUCGAUAAUUAUCGGACUCGGACCUCCCGAAGCUACUCGCCCUCCGCCCGUUCCUUCCCACGGGUCCCAGAACCUUCGAAUCUCCAAGUUCCAGAAUCGACAGAAGAGGAGAGAGAUCCACGACUGGCUCACCUUGGCGAUCGCCGAUGAUGAGAGCGAGGGUUUGGCGCGGGAUUUGAUCGGAUGGUCCGAAAGAAGACGCGUCGCGGCGCCUCGCCCCUGCCGCCGCCGACGAUGCCGAAGACCGCGGCCGCGGCGGCUGCCAAGGCGACCAUGGCCCCGGUGCCCUCUGCGCGGAGGCAGCCGGUGAUCCUGAAGCAGCCCACGCAGCCGCGGGCCCGGUGUGCGGAGAUGGCCGGGGGCACGGCGGCGGACUGCUUGGCGGUGUGCUGCUGCCCCCCCCUCGCGCUGGUGAACCUCCUGGUGGUGGCGUCGGUGCGGCUGCCGGCCGGGCUCUGCCGCCGGGCAGCGCGGGCGCGGGCGAGACGGAAGGAGAGGAUCAGGAGGCGGAAGGAGGCGGCGCUGUUGGCUCACAAGGCCGGCCGAGGAGGAGAAAGGGCGAGUUCGGCCACGACCGCCGAGGGGGAGUCGAACGGUGAGGGUUUUCGUGGGUCUGGGUCGGCGUCGGCGGCGGGGGGGCCGUCACGGGAGGAGGUGGCGGAGAUGGAGAACAUGUGGACUCAGUUCUCCAACAUGGGCUUCUGGCGAAGCCCGUCUGAAAGAGAGGAUCGACGCUAACCGUUACGAUAGCGAUUCCACCGCGUCCUCUCUUCCAACGACCAACGGCGACGCCCUUCUCUCUCUCUUAUUGACUGUUGUGGAGAUGACAUGACGAUAGUUCGAGUUUCACGUGCAGAGGAUUGUGUGUUUGUUGUGGAGAUGUCGUGACGAGUGUUCGGUUUUAAUGUGCACAGAUACGUGGUUGGAUUAUUUCA
Musa acuminata AAA Group (dessert banana) is the source of this 4081-nucleotide messenger RNA. Its product is annotated as DEAD-box ATP-dependent RNA helicase 41-like. Bases 383 to 1999 code for a protein of 538 amino acids. The transcript is spliced from 2 exons. The record is from RefSeq and is a predicted model, not a curated record. Gene Ontology annotation, molecular function: nucleic acid binding; RNA helicase activity; ATP binding. NCBI's taxonomy places the organism in Eukaryota, Viridiplantae, Streptophyta, Magnoliopsida, Zingiberales, Musaceae.